CAUCUCACUCGCCAGCUGUUCUCAGUUUUGAUUUGUCUUUGAUUCGUUUAACAGCUACAGCCCUGAGAUUACAAGGUCCAUUAAGUGCAAACGGCACUGGUCGUGUGGAAAUAUUCUACGAUGGGAAAUGGGGAACAAUCUGUCAUAAUUAUUGGAAUGCAGCUAAUGCCAGGGUUGUAUGUCGUCAACUUGGUUAUACAUACGCUGUUAAAGCUCUUAAAGGAGACGACGUUCCUGAUGGUACUGGACAUAUAUGGUUAGAUAAUGUCAGAUGUACUGGGAGUGAACUAAAUCUAACCAGUUGUUCUCAUAACGGAUGGGGAAAUGAAAAUUGCGAGCACGAUAAUGAUGCAGGAGUAGAAUGUUCUUCAACAG
Paramuricea clavata is the source of this 375-nucleotide messenger RNA. The record is from the annotation of a GenBank genome assembly. Lineage: Eukaryota; Metazoa; Cnidaria; Anthozoa; Malacalcyonacea; Plexauridae.